AAACUUGCCAGUUCGGGUGUUUGACAGUGUGUGCAGUACCAGCAGACGCAGCACAAGUGGAGAGUCAGGAUACUGUCUAGUCGGUGCCCAAUAUCCACGUUACGAUGGAUAUUAAUCACAUUGCGGACAAGGAACAUUACAGCAGUGGAUAUGAUAACGAUAUGUUCAGUCUACCACCAGACUUUCCGUUGGGUGGAGUUGUGCUGGACGUGGCAGAACGAGACCUGACUAGUAUUGUCACCCGGGUGGUGGACCACAUGAUCGCCAGCGACCAGAUCCCCGCCGACCAGCGGGACCAAGUUAUCAGAAUCCUUCUGAGAAAACGCAUUUCAUCUUUGGCAACUGACAAUUCCGAGGAAAGGCCCAACUCCAGUCGACGACGUUCGUCUGCGCGCAUUGUGUCAGUCAGCAAUCCUUUCCCUCUGAGCAACCCUUUCAAUCCAAACAGUACUGAUGAUCCAACCGUUGUUUCCAACGGCACCGUUCCCAAGGACACGAAAAAUUACACGCUCGAUCACUCGUUCACCCAGGUUGAUAUUGAUGACAACUUGUUCUUAGCAAAUAAAGACUCUGUUAUAAAGGCUACUCUAGAUGGGCAGGAGUUGACAGCGGUGAUGGCCGGUGGCGUGAGCUUCCUAAAGUCCCCGAUCCUCACCUUCGUCAGGCUGUCUGAAGGAGUUUUACUGGGAGACCUUACCGAGGUUUCCAUGCCUGUGAGGUUCAUAUUUGUCCUCCUUGGUCCGUUCCACGAGGAGAAGGACUACUAUGAGAUUGGUCGUUCUAUCUCCGCCCUGAUGGCCAAUCAAGCGUUCCGCGAGGUGGCUUACACAACACAGUACCGAGAUCAACUACUUUCUGCAGCUGAGGAGUUGUUGUCUCAUGCUACUUGGACAACACUCCUGGGUGAUACGGUUGUCACUCAUGACAAGGCAAGGAGAGAAAGCAUCUUGAUGAAAAAUGCUCAAUUAGCGGCGUCAGCUGGGGGAGGCGAUGGCGGCGAUCAGAAACCUCCGCCACGAGAUCCUCUCAUUCGCGUAGGAAAGCCUUUCUACGGUCUUAUUAUGGACAUUAAGAGCCGCUACGCCAUGUAUCCCUCGGAUAUUUUGGAUGGUUUGAAUUUACAAGUGGCCGCUGCAACCAUCUUUAUCUUCUUUGCCUGCCUCUCGCCGGCUAUUACAUUUGGUGGCAUGUACAGUGAUGUGAUGGAUAACUACAUCGGAGUCGGGGAAUGUCUUCUCAUGUCUUGUGUGAAUGGUGUCAUCUUUGCCCUGUUUGCCGCCCAGCCCCUGCUUAUUGUCGGCGCGACGGGUCCGCUUAUGGUCUUCGACAUAAGUCUGUAUCAAUUCACUCAGACAUAUGAGCUUGAUUUCCUGUCCAUGAGAGUGUGGAUUGGCAUGUGGAUGCUGGUCAUUGGCGUGCUAGUUGCUGCAUUUGAAGCUUCUGUCAUCAUGAGGAAGCUCACCAGGUUCACGGAAGAGAUCUUCGCCACAAUGAUAUGCGCGAUCUUCAUCUACGAGGCUGUUACGAAGAUGGUGAGCAUCUUCAUUGAUCAUCCAGUCAUGAUGGAGUACACAUGUGAAGAUGACGCUUUUCCAAUAGUGGAGGAAGACGUCUUAAUGAACAAGACUAAAAUGGCCGCCAACACUACUGCCGGAGACGUCCUGAUGGUGAAGAAAGGUUCUCCUCAGCCCAACACCGCCCUUCUCGCUCUCAUUCUCAUGUUGGGAACUUACAUCAUCGCUAUAAAGCUCAAGAACUUUCGAAACUCUAAAUUCUUAGGAAGAAGCGUCCGCAGAUCUCUGGGAGACUUUGGUGUUCCUAUCGGCAUUUUCCUCAUGGUGCUAAUGGACUACCUCAUCAGGGAUCAAAUCACCGACAAGCUGACAAUGCCUGAAGGCCUUCAGCCCUCCAACCCUGACAUCCGCGGCUGGAUAAUUAACCCGCUUGGGCAGGUGAAGCCGCUACCAGUGUGGUGCAUGUUUGCUGCGGGGCCCGCCGCCAUCCUCGUCUUCUUCCUUGUCUUCCUCGAAGGAAGCAUCUGCCAAUUGCUGUUAAGUAAGCCAGAACGGAAAUUGGUCAAAGGAACAGGCUUCCAUUUAGACGUGAUGCUGUCGUGUGUGAUCAACUUCGUAUCUGGCCUCCUGGGGGCUCCCUUCAUGGGCCCGGCGUGUAUCAGGACUGUGGCUCACACCGCCGCCCUCACCGUCACCACCCGGGCCCUCAACCCCGGAGAACCGCCUAAGAUUGAAUAUGUCAGAGAGCAGCGACUGAGCAGUCUUGUGCUGUCAAUAUUCAUCGGCCUUGGCACUCUACUCUCAAGCGCUCUAAACCUGGUGCCAAAGCCAGUGUUGCUUGGCAUCUUCCUCUACAUGGGUACUGCCUCCACUGCUGGCAUCCAGUUCCUCGAGCGGAUAGUUCUCCUGUUUAUGCCGGUCAAGUACCACCCCGAUGCACCUUACGUUAAGAAGGUUCGCACAAUGAAGAUGCAUUUCUUCACGGUGGUCCAGUUGAUGGCGCUGGGGAUGUUGUUUGGCGUGAAGCAGUCGCCAGCCGCCCUGGUUCUGCCCUUCGUUCUCAUCCUCCUCGUCCCUCUCAGGCUUUUCCUUCUACCCUUAAUAUUCACCAAAGCAGAGCUCAGUGCUCUUGAUGGUGUAGAAGCCGUCAACACUGACGAUACUGAUGAGCCAGAUUUCUACGAGGCUUCACAUGCGCUCCCCACCGAAGCCGACCACCAUCACCAGAACUGAGCCAACACCUGUGAAACACAUGUAAAGCACCCUUGAAACACAUGUAAUGCACCUGUGAAACUCAUGUAUAGCACCCUGUGAAACUCAUGUAAAGCACCUGUGAAACACAUGUAAAGCGCCUGUGAAACACAUGUAAAGCACCUGUGAAACACAUGUAAAGCACCUGUGAAACACAUGUAAAGCACCUGUGAAACACAUGUAAAGCACCUGUGAAACACAUGUAAAGCACCUGUGAAACACAUGUAAAGCACCUGUGAAACACAUGUAAAGCACCUGAGGAAAAUAUGAGAAACAUUACACUUCCCACUCACCAUACACUUCUUUUCUCUCACUCUUUCAAUGUACAUAGUUCCCUUGCCGAACUUUUCAUUUAUAUUGUUGUCCAUAUUUCAGAAUAAAAUUCCAAUUGUAUAUGAGGAGUUUAGAGUAAUUUGUUUUUAUUCUAUUGUUAGCCGAAACAUGGUUGUAUUUAAAUAUGUAUGUGUACAGACUUGAGCAAUCCUUCAAAUGUUUUGAUAGGAAACCAGUCUCGGAUCUUAAUCACGAAUCAACACAUUCAUUAAGACACAAUUUUUGAGUUCUUCAGGGUUUAUGAUGGUAUGUUAUUUAAUUGCUGUAGUUUAAGAGCAGGUGGUAGGCCUAGAGCGGCUCUAACUUUUUUUAUCAAAUUGGCAUAGUCUAGGAGAACGUGGUAGGCCUAGUGUAGAAUUAACGUAUUUUAUUAAAGUGUCAUAGCCUAAGAGUAAGUUGUAGGCCUAGUGCAACACUAACGUUAAGUAAGUAACGAAGAUAUUUCAAUAUGUUAAACAUUAUAUUUAUUUUAAUAACGUUAUUUGUUGUUACUAAUCUAGUUAUGCGCUGUGUAAAUUUUGUUGAUCAAUGCUGAUGUGAGGAGAAUAACAAAAAUUAGUAUAAUUAAAAUGUGCAUGCAAUUUACUGCACAUAUCUGGCAAGAAAAUAUAAUUAGAAAUAACUUAAAAUAAGCAGGCGAUGAGUCACAAUAACGUGGCUGAAGUAUGUUGACCAGACCACACACUAGAAAUGGAAGGGACGACGACGUUUCGGUCCGUCCUGGA
Molecule: messenger RNA, 3823 nt
Organism: Procambarus clarkii (red swamp crayfish)
Lineage: Eukaryota; Metazoa; Arthropoda; Malacostraca; Decapoda; Cambaridae
Source: RefSeq, a predicted model, not a curated record